AUGUAUGGAAGACAUCUAAAUAUUAUAUUAACUAUGGAAGCACUAGCAGAAACUAGCGAUUUAAACUACUCGCAGCCUGAUCAAGCCAUGCAAGCUGAUCAGGCAAUGGAUACUGACAAGAUCCCAAGUAAUCCUAUCCACCCACCAGAAAGUGUAGGACCAAGUGGAAAACAUGAAGAAUUCUCUGUAGAGAAAGUACUAGAUCGAAGAAUUAAAAAUGGAAAAGUAGAAUACUUAUUGAAGUGGAAAGGUUAUUCAGAUGAAGACAACACAUGGGAACCAGAAGAUAAUCUAGACUGCCCUGACCUUAUAUCAGCAUAUGAAGAGGCUCGCUUAAAGAGGGAGAGAGAAGCAGCUCCUCAACCAGAAGUAGAAGAGGGGCAUUCCACUCGUAAAAGGGCUAAGCGAGGUGAUAAGAAGAAAAAGAUUGAGGAAAUUGAGAAACCCCGAGGUCUGGCCAGAGGUCUUCAACCAGAGAAAAUAUUAGCUGGACAACUAUUCCAUGGCACACUGUACUUUUUAGUGAAAUGGCAAGGCUGUUCUGAAAUGGAUGUAGUUCCAGGACAUGAUUUAGGUGAAGCUUUUCCAGAUUUUGUGAUAAAUUACUAUGAACGAUGUGCACCAUUCAGUGUAAGACACAGUGUAGGACGGAUUGCAAGACCCGCACCAGAAUUGCCAUCUUUAGAAGCGGCACAAAGUAAAGAAACUCCAAUGGAAGUUGCACAAGAGGUCCCAUCUCUACCGCAGCCAGACCAAUUAUCGAUUGAGUCAACGGAAAACCCAGUAGCCAUACAACAACCCGUGGAACCCGACCAGCCCAUAGAAGUGCCAGUCAAC
Molecule: messenger RNA, 837 nt
Organism: Brenthis ino (lesser marbled fritillary)
Lineage: Eukaryota; Metazoa; Arthropoda; Insecta; Lepidoptera; Nymphalidae
Source: the annotation of a GenBank genome assembly